This is a messenger RNA of Bufo bufo (common toad), 3321 nucleotides long. Its product is annotated as chloride channel protein C-like. The coding region runs from base 194 to 2626 and encodes 810 amino acids. Gene Ontology annotation, molecular function: voltage-gated chloride channel activity. The transcript has 18 exons. Gene Ontology annotation, biological process: transmembrane transport; chloride transport. NCBI's taxonomy places the organism in Eukaryota, Metazoa, Chordata, Amphibia, Anura, Bufonidae. The record is from RefSeq and is a predicted model, not a curated record. Gene Ontology annotation, cellular component: membrane; intracellular membrane-bounded organelle.
UUCUGUCUCCUGUUAUGACUAUAAACAAGACAAAAUGAAACUUAGUUAUUUUUUUACCCAGUAAAACUGUUGAUGGAAUAACAGAGUGGGCUACACAGAGAAGCUUUCAGACCGGACAAACCUACGGUCCAUACAAGGAACUCUUCUAAAAAGUGUUAAAUCAAAGGGAUCAUCAUAAUUUAUCCUACACACCAUGAUUUCAGCUUGCUGGAGGUCUGGAUAUACUCUAAUUAAGGACUCCAAUCCAUCAACCCGCAGAAAACAGAAAGAAAAAUCAGAAGAUGUAGAAAAUGGAACACAAAUAUUGCCCCCCAAGGCGACAAAGGUCCUCUCUGGAAUACAUGAAAGUCUGGACUACUUACCUUCUCAUAGUGAAGUCUAUAAAACAUGGCUAAAACUGAAGCCCUACAGGUCAGACUGGGAUCGUUGGCUGAUGAUGGCACUUAUUGGUAUUGUAGUGGGCAUAGUGGGAUUCCUAAUGCACCAAAUUAUAGAUACCUGUUUUGAAAUGAAGUGGGAACUUGCAGAACAGUAUAUCAGGCAUGGUGAUUUCUUCACAACUUGGCUUAUCAUCCUUGGUAUUGGCUUUGGCAUGGUUUUUUUUGCAUCUGGACUUGUGUUGUUUUUAUGUCCAGCGGGAUCACCAAGUGGCCUCCCUGAAGUUAUUGGCUAUUUAAACGGAGCAUCAAUAAGACACAUCUUUAACAUAAGAACAUUUUUUGGAAGUUUUUUCUCAUGUGCCUUAUCUGUGUCAGCAGGACUCUUUUGUGGACCAGAAGCACCGAUGAUCCAUAUAGGAGCGGUGGUUGGAUGUGGUUUAAGCCAGUUUAAGUCUGAUACUUUGCGGAUAACUCUUCCGUUCUUUACGAGGUUUCGAAAUUCAGCAGAUAAGCGUCAGUUUAUUACAGCUGGUGCAGCUGCCGGCAUCGCUUCUGUAUUUCGGGCUCCAGUUGGGGGGCUUCUCUUUGCUCUAGAGGAGGUGGCAUCUUUUUGGGACAUUAAACUGGCCUGGCAAACAUUCUUCUGCUGUCUAAUGGCUGCCUUCACCACAGAGGUUUUCUCUUCUUCAUUCGGUGGAUUUGUAUAUAAUGGUUAUUUUGGAUUUUUCAAAGCAGAGCAGAGAAUCUUAUUCUGGGUGAAGGACCUAUUGAAUGUGAGCGUUUUGGCCUUUAUCCCCACCAUUAUCAUUGGCAUUAUUGGUGGUUUACUGGGUGCCUUGUUUGUGUUUCUGAAUGUGAGGAUCAAUAAGUUACGUCUGAGGCUAUUUAAUUCAAUUUCGCACAAACUUCUGAGACAGCUGAGUAAGCUCCUUGAGGCUUUGAUAUUGUUGGUAGCAACCAUGACAGUUACUGUCUACCUGCCAUUUUUCUUCCCAUGUAAUCCAGACUCAACCUUGCCCCAUGUUACAAACUCAUCUCAUGACACACAUGAAUUGUGGGAUGUCGCAGAAUAUAAUUGUCCAGUUGGGUCCAUGGUUCUUGAAUCAGAUGGGUUUCUAAAUUCAAAUCGUACAAUUAAUCAAGCUGCUGCUCUUCUAGUUCAGAAUGGGAAAAAAGGCAUCAUGCUUCUGUUCCAGCGCGGAACUCAUGAAAAGUUUGGAUUUCCUGCACUGUUUAUCACUCUUAUAUUCUACUUUACUAUUUCCUGCUGGACGGCUGGAACUGCAGCUGCAACUGGGCUUGUUGUACCCAUGCUGUACACUGGCGCAUUGUUCGGCAGGAUUGUUGGGUUAAUUAUGGUGUACUUGUUUGGCAUUCAAACUGAUGGGUAUGGGCAAUGGAUCGACCCUGGAUUGUUUGCAGUACUUGGUUCAGCUGCUUAUUUCGGUGGUGUUUCCAGACUGACCAUAUCUCUUAGUGUUAUUAUGGUGGAAUUAACAAAUGAUGUGCAGUCUAUCCUGCUGAUAAUGGUGGCUGUGUUGAUUGGAAAAACAGUAGGAGACUACUUCAACCAUUCUCUCUUUCACUCUUUGUUACAUCUUAAGUGUAUACCGUAUUUAAAGGCUGAGCCCUAUGUUGUCCAUGGGAAAAAGAAGGUAGACCUGGAGCUGUUCACAGCUAGAGAUGCCAUGCAGCCUUGUACAAUUAUCCACUUACAGGAAAGUGUCUUCAUGUUGGCCGAACUGCUCGUUAACACCAGUCACAAUGGCUUCCCAGUUGUCCAUAGACCCUCAACAGGCCAAGAUGAGGUAUUCUUAGGAACAAUUUCAAGGUUAGAGCUGUGCAUGAUUCUUUGCAACAGUAAUAUAUUCCAAAACCACGAGGAGGAUAAUACAGGCAAAACUCUACUCAAGUACCAAGAGGUAACGGUGGAGAAGCUGCCUGAUGAGGCUCGGAUGAACACAUUGCUGAACAAAUACUCCACAGACCCUCAGUAUCAGCAACUCUUCAUCAAUCUGGAGCCUUAUAUUAAUAAAUCUGCUGUCUCUGUUCAAGCUCAUUUCUCACUUCAACGAGCAUACAUUGUGUUUCGAACUCUGGGACUACGCCAUCUCACAGUUGUAGAUCUUCAGAACAGGGCUGUUGGAAUGAUCACCAGGAAAGAUCUCAUAUCUCUGUGGCUAGAGAAGAAGCUGAUUAAAUUGGACUCUGGAAAGCUGGAUUCAGACGAAGAGCUGUUACAAUAAAAAUAAGUAUGAGACCACAGUGAAUGAAGUGGAAUAUUGUGGAUAUUGGUAUCAUUCACCUGUAGUCUCAGCUACUAUAAAGUUCAGAACACAAGCUCAAUGGGGUGGAAAGCAACUAGAAAUAUGGAAUAAGGAUGACAUUACUUUUUCUUUUACAAAAGCAAGGAUAUAUCUUCAGACUUCUCUAUCUCAGUUUCAAAUGAAAAAAGGAAAAAAUAGUGUAAAUAUGAAAUACUAAAUCCUUUCAAAAGCAGAGUUAAUUGGGGUCAUUUACUAAGAUUUACACAAUUUUUGUUGUAAAAAAAGUCACAAGACAAAAUUUAGUUGCAUAGGCUUUUUUACGCCAUCCUUGCCACUUGAGUCGGCCCUGGCAAAUUUAACAGCGAUAAUGUUAAAAAUACUGCUCCCCAUUGUAAUUACGGGCACUUCCUGGAACAUGUGCUGGACAUUCGGCACGUGAUCCUAGCCCGGUUACAACCCGCGAUGUAUGUGGGCUGCGCCUGCACUGUCAGCAUACAUCGCGGGUUGUAACUGGGCUAGGAUUACCUGCUGAAUGUAUAGCACAUGAUCCAGGAAGUGCCUGCAAAGUAAUUACACUGGGGAGCAGAUUAUCACUGUUAAAGGUGCUUAAGUGCUUAAAUGUGGUAUUCCAGUCUUUAAAAAAAAUUCCAGUCUUUAAAAAAAUAAAAUAAAAA